AUGUACGCUGUUGAAGAUGUGCCCGGGAAAGGUAAAGGCCUCGUUGCUACUAAAGACAUACCCAAGGGCACACGAAUCAUCUCUGAAAAACCCAUCAUCGCUUCAAGUCGACAUGUCGCAAACGUGGAGCAACUACAGAUUCGCGUUAAUCAGCAAUUUGACACUCUAAACAAGGACCAGAAACAAGAGUUCCUUUCUAUGGGCAACGUGUAUCCUUACACCAACUCUACAGAAAGGAUGCGCGGCAUCUUUCGAACGAAUGCCCUACCUAUCGGAUCGAAACUAGACGGUGCGGGCGUCUUUUUCAACGCCUGCCGAAUCAAUCACGCCUGUGACAAUAAUGCUCAGAAUUUUUGGAACGAGAACCUCGACCUACUCACGAUCCAUGCUGUAAAAGACAUCUGCAAAGGGGAAGAAAUCACUAUAUUUUACCUCAACAGUCGUAGAAACCGCCGGGCACGACAGGAGGAGCUGCAGCAGAAUUUCAAGUUCACGUGUUCCUGUCGACUCUGCUCUUUACCACCUGACGAGAGCAGGAACAGCGACUCAAAGUUGGAUCGUAUUCAUGAAUUAGACUGUAUCAUCGAACAAGGUGGUAUAGCAGGGCUUGUUUCACCUGCCAGGCGGAUGUUCAGCUAUGUCGAAGAACAGGUCCGGCUCUGGAACGAACCUAUACCGGACGAACUAGGUCUGGCUCGGGCAUAUCCCGACGCCUUUCAAAUUGCUAUCGCAAAUGGAGACUUGGCGAGGGGGCGCACCUUCCCAGAGAGAUUGGUGCCUCUGUAUCUGAAUGCUCUCGGUGGCGACAGCCCUGAUGUAAUUCAGUACCGCAAGCUAGUUCGAGACCCCACGACACAUGAUUACUACGGCAUGUCAAUGAAGUGGAAGACCACGCUGGAUGAGGUUCCACAGGAACUAGGACCAGAGGAGUUUGAAGAUUGGCUUUGGAGGCGAAAGAAAGAUACUGCCCAAGGGCAACUAGCAGAUCUUCGCGACCGCGAGACCUUCCCUAGUUUCAAAGAUCUCCCGGACGAGCACGACCUACAAUCAGAACACUUCGAGUGCAGAGAAAUGGUAAAUUACCGGCCCAUGCAUCACUGGUGCUUUCUGGCGGAGAUUCAGGAUUUUGACUGGUCUAUUCACCUGCAGAUGGCCGUCAAGGAUGUCGACGGCACAAUUCUUCGACUAUCAUUACAAACUAAUCCUAGAGGUACUGAAUAUGCCCAGUCACAGAUCCAAAAGGGAUAUACCGUUGCGAUUCUGUACGCUGUACGCCAUACCUUUAUGUUCGGCGAACCCGGCAUCCGCCACGAGAAACCCCAGAUGAUGAAGAUAUUCCCUUUAUCAUUGAAUGAGUUGCAGAACUUGACCGAGAAUGUUCAGAGGUUCUCCAUGGAGCUUGACGGUCUCAGGACAUGUCGUGGGUGUGGUAAGAGGGGCACUUCUUUCAAACGAUGCGGCAAGUGCUCCUCCGUCUGGUAUUGCAACCGGGCUUGCCAAAGGGCCAACUGGAUUGAAGAAGGGCAUAAAGCUGAGUGCAAGGUGUUGAAAGACCCAGAUUGGCGAGCACUUCUCCAUCUCAAAUAG
Dothidotthia symphoricarpi CBS 119687 is the source of this 1587-nucleotide messenger RNA. Its product is annotated as SET domain-containing protein. The transcript has 3 exons. Gene Ontology annotation, molecular function: protein binding. The record is from RefSeq and is a predicted model, not a curated record. Lineage: Eukaryota; Fungi; Ascomycota; Dothideomycetes; Pleosporales; Dothidotthiaceae. Bases 1 to 1587 code for a protein of 528 amino acids.